Molecule: messenger RNA, 531 nt
Organism: Cricetulus griseus (Chinese hamster)
Lineage: Eukaryota; Metazoa; Chordata; Mammalia; Rodentia; Cricetidae
Source: RefSeq, a predicted model, not a curated record
AUGGAGUCAUCAUAUCUUCAAAAGUGCCUGGGGACAUGCCUGACUCAAGGUCUCGCUGAAGUGGCAAGAGUCCGCCCAUUGGAUCCAAUAGAAUAUUUAGCCUUGUGGAUUUAUAAGUACAAGCAAAAUGUGAUCAUGGAGCAAUUGAGACAGAAAGAGAUGAUUGAGUUGGAGCAUGAGAGAGAAUUAGCACUGAUGGAGCAGGAAAUGCUGGAGCGACUCAAAGCUGAGGAACUCUUAUUUCAGCAGCAACAGCUGGCAUUCCAGCUGGAGUUGGAGAUGCAAGAAAAAGAGAAGCAGAAGAUAGAAGAACUCCAGAGAGCUCAAGCAGAAAGUUUCCUUAAUGUGGUAAGCACAGAAAGUGGGGCUAAGGGUGAUGAGUCCCUACAGCAAGAGGACUCAAUGAUGGACUCAGGCAAAACCCUAGCUGAAAUCAGUGAUCGCUACGGAGCACCUAACUUGAGCAGAGUGGAAGAGCUUGAAGAGCCAUUGUUAUCUGAUGUUGCAUUAAACAUUGAUCAAGAUUUGUAG